Necator americanus (New World hookworm) is the source of this 663-nucleotide messenger RNA. RefSeq lists its product as uncharacterized. Gene Ontology annotation, molecular function: A2-type glycerophospholipase activity. Gene Ontology annotation, biological process: arachidonate secretion; phospholipid metabolic process. Bases 1 to 663 code for a protein of 220 amino acids. Lineage: Eukaryota; Metazoa; Nematoda; Chromadorea; Rhabditida; Ancylostomatidae. The record is from RefSeq and is a predicted model, not a curated record. The transcript is spliced from 7 exons.
AUGGAGCGGGCAAUUGAUCGUACGGAUCAGUAUCCAAGUCAGUGGGAGCUAAGUAAACUAUUGCUCAAGUGUAAAAUGGAGAACUCACCACUAACGAGAAUGCGGAUAAUCGUUCUCCUGGCUGUACUGUAUUCGACCCGAUCGUCACCGACAAGAUCAACCAACUCUGAAUCAGCUGAGUCUUAUGAAGACGAAGAAGAGAGUUGGGAAUGUGGUACGGACGCGUUCAGCAAGUACUUCAGCGAAAAUCAGAUCGAAUUGGAUUGUCCGAAACUGAAGAAAACAGUGAACCAAUGCUGUGUAUCACACGAUAAAUGUUACGAUGACCAACUCGGCCGGAAGCAUUGCGACGACACCUUCUGCGAUUGUUUAGAUAGGGUAACCCGUGGAUACGAGGUCUGCAACAAGGAAGAUGGGCCACUGUUCUGCGGUAUGGUACGGCAAUUCGGUGCAGAUGCUUAUCUGCGAUCGGGUAAUCAUACAGUAUCACUUGAAGAGUCACAGGAUGAAAUAAUUCAUGCAGCUCCCAAUAACACCAAUACUAACAGUUCUUCAUCUCACGACUACGAUUACGAGUCCGCUGUCAGCGCUAAUGACACUGCCAUUGAGAAUUUUACACGGGAGAAAACUGAUCUCUUGGAAGUUUUACUACGAUCUGCAUGA